UGGUCCCCACGAUUCGGCGCGCUUUUCAAAAAGUCCGGCGCUCGCGGGCUCGGCUUGGCGCCCGCGUGUUAAGCGUGCGUGGACGUACAACGCGCGCACGUGUCUCGCCAUCGUUGUUGUUUCUUUACUGACGAUCGUUCUGUUGUAUCAGCUAGAGACAUUGUAUAAACUCUUCGCGGAUAGUAUUUGUUUCAAUAACUACGUAAUUGCAUCAGAUAUAUCUGACAAUCAAGCUGUGUAAGCGACUGCACUUUUCCUAUUAUGAAGAUAGCGUCAGAAAAUAUUCCUUAUGUUUAUAACUAUAAAUUUAUAUGUUAAAGAAGAGAAAUAUGAUUUUUUUUACAUCAUGAUAUAUGCUUUUAUAUUAUAUAAGAUUAAGAGUUUGAUUCGUGUCGUUAAAUAACGCGCUUUGAAAAACGUGAUGACGCAUCGUAAGUUUUUUGACGGAAGAGAAGGAUAAAUAAAAAAAAAAAUGGUUUGAUUGAUUCUUGUUAUUCCUGAUUUCAAACGUAAAGUUUUCGGUUGUUUCUGGAUUUCUUACAAUUAUUAUUUAGUAGAUAUAGACGUUAUAAAAGCUUAUAAAAUGCAGCAUGUGUUUUAAGAAUUUCUGAAAGCAUUUUGAAUUAUUUUCCGUUUUUUUUUAUUAAUUGUAACAAAUUCUAUCAUGUGUCUAUGCUGUGUUGGAACCAAACAAAUACAUAUAAGUAAGGAAAAAUAUAAUAUUUUAUUAAUUAAUAUAAAAUAAAACGAUUUAAGAUUGACGUGUGACUCAAUGGAAGCGUCAACUAGAUCCGUCGGCGAAUUUAAUUUCAACCUUCAUCUCGUAUAGCUAUACUUUAGUUUUAUAAAUUACUGAUUUAAAGAAUUAGAAGAUUGUGAGUGGAAAAGUAAUACGUUUCAGGAAUCUAUAUAUAUUUUUUUAUAUAAAUUAAAACGAUUUCUUAUAGCUUGUAUGUUGAGAACAUACAAAUCAAUAUGAGCAACAAUAAAUGUUUGUAUAGUAUUUAACUAUAACAUUUGAAAUAAAAAUCAAUGCCUGUUUAGAUUUAUAAUCAGAUCCUUGUCAGCUAAAUGUUGAUUUUUCAAUCUUUAUUUUAUUUUAUUGAUUUUAAGAUCUACAUUCCUUUUUCAUGCAUUUAUAAUAAAUUUGAUAAAAUUUAUUAAAUUAAUUUAGUUAAGUUUACUAAAUAUUUUUUAUUAAUACAAUUAUUAUCAGCUUCAGUAAUUUAUCUAUUUAUUAAUGUCUGCGCGGACUCCAAUUACGUCCCGCGCAAUAGUGUUAGUGUCGGGAGUAAUGAUAUCGUUUACAUGUAUUCUUGACAUGCAUAGUUAUCUGUUAUAUGUGAUUGAUCGCAGCUAAAAGAAAACAGAGAAAUAAUCACAAUUUCAUGUAUUUGGUACGUUUCUACAGAUGAUAUUUUUAUAGAACGUUUAGUGAGAUUUUUUAAUGCUGUUUUUUUCUUUGUGAUUAAUUGACUGUGAUGUGAAACUGCAUAAUUAAGUUAUUUACAUCGUUAAAUUUGUUUAAACAAGAAAUCCGUAUUUAUGAAACUAUUUCAGUUUUACGUGAUAUAAUAAAUACAUGUUCAUAAUUACAAUAUAGUACAAAAUAAGAUAAUGUUAAAAACAUAUUGUACAAUACUGUUGAUUUAUAAUUGUUUAUAUGGCAGUAUUGAUCUAUUCGGGAUGUCGAAAUAAAAUUUUGAAACAUAUAAGCGUUAUCUUCUUUUUCUUAUCAUUCUAUUCUUCUCCAUUCGCUCAAAUUCUAUAAAAAUUUUGUAAAUAAAUUUUCUCUUAUUGCUGUGUACUGUUAUACCGGUAAAGCAAUACAGAAAAGAUGGUGGCAGCACCACAUAGCAGUGCGCAGCGGCACCCGUAUUGAUUAACGUAGAUGGAGGCAAAGUCAGCGGGAAAAUCAAUAUCCACAUUUCGCCGGCGCUCUCGCUAUUUUCGACGUGAAAUUUUUCUCGCUCGACAUUCCGUACAUUUCCAAGUUGUUCUAUAAGUGCGCUGAUCUCUAAACACAUCGACGCAUCGUGAGCGAAUAGUCGUAGCGUUGUGAGAAUACGAUGUAGUCGCGUUAGUGCGCUUUCACCAUCUCUUCUUCGCUUGAGCUGAGAAUCUAUUCGCCGUCUCUUCGUUAUACCCUGCGACUUAACUGGAGCAUCGCUUAUUGAAGCAAGCAUCUACUUGCCAUUAAUAAGACAAGUAGUGAAUGGUAUAACGGAGGACAAUACCUGAAGAAAUAAAAGGAGAUAGCAACGUAAUUAGAAGAUUUGUAUAUUGUUGCUAACAACAUAAAAUCUGACUGCAAAAUAGCCAUUUACUGAUGACUCAUCCAUUGCGACACAUUUUUCCAUCAGCUGAUCGAUGUAACAGAAAGAAGAAGAUCUCUACUAUACAGUAUUGAGCAAGUCAAUAUCAUCAACUAAUAGCACGGGCGCACAGGCGCACAUCCUAGAAAAAUAUAUAUAGGAAGAGCAAAUCGACGCUUAUUAAUUACGUUCGACUCGUUAUUUUAAUAACGGGACAAAAUCUGGCUCGCGAAUAUAAACGAGCUGCUUUAAUCCAAAAAUUAUUAUCGAAGGAAAUAAAAGUCUGUGCAUAUCACGAGUUUACGUAAUAGUGAACGGCCGUUGAAGGAUAUCGCAUAAAUCUCCAAGACCGAUUGAGACAGUUGACGGUAGAGGAAACCGUCUUCUAUGCGGCAGGAAUCCCUGACUGGUCUUAAAUUGCGGCCGCCGGGCGAUCACGGUGGUGUACAUCACGGCGGGGUCAUGCUGGAGGAAGAUAUGGCUGGUGCUCAGGACACAAUAUAUCUGUGCAAUUUUCGAGUGUCGGUAGAUGGCGAGUGGCUCUGUUUAAAAGAGCUACAGGAUGUCGAAUUCUCGCUCCAAGAUUCGAUGCAGCGGUCACCAUCACCGCCGCUCGCUCUCAGUGGUAUUAAUCAUCAUCAUGAUCACCAUCAUCAUCAUCGUCAUCAACAGCUUCCUGAGCAGCGAGAGCUUCGCGAUAUUAUGCCACCAAGUCCACCGCCAUUGCAGCACGUCUCCAGCUUGUCACGAGAUCCGGUCAUCAUCGAGAGGAGUAAUCUCGUUAACAUUUCAAAACUAAUCGUCAAGGAGCUGAUCGAAACAUCCUUGAAAUACGGUCGUAUGCUCGAUUCCGAUCAUAUGCCGUUGCAACACUUUUUCAUCGUUCUUGAACAUGUGCUUAGGCAUGGUUUACGGCCGAAGAAGGGUCUUCUCGGACCCAAAAAGGAGCUGUGGGAUAUUCUUCAGCUCGUAGAGAAAUAUUGUCCUGAGGCACAAGAUAUUACGUCCAGCAUUCGUGAUUUACCCACUGUUAGGACGGCUAUGGGUAGGGCGCGCGCUUGGCUGCGUAUGGCGUUGAUGCAAAAAAAAUUAGCAGAUUAUCUCAAAGUUCUGAUAGAUCACAAAGAUGAUAUUUUGUCUGAAUACUUCGAACCGGAUGCCCUGAUGAUGAGCGAAGAGGCAAUUGUAGUCAUGGGUUUGUUAGUGGGAUUAAAUGUGAUCGAUUGCAACUUCUGCGUAAAGGAAGAAGACCUCGAUUGUCAGCAGGGCGUAAUCGACUUUUCAUUAUAUCUGCGAAAUAGUAAUCAUAUACCUGGUGAGUCGCCAGACGACGAACUCGAGAACGACAAUAUGACCACCGUGCUUGAUCAGAAGAAUUAUAUCGAAGAGCUUAACCGACAUUUAAAUGCGACGGUAACGAAUCUCCAAGCUAAAGUAGAAUCUCUGACGACGACGAACGCUCUCAUGAAAGAGGAUCUUGCCAUUGCUAAAAACAAUAUUUUGUCGCUUCAAGAUGAGAACAGGCAACUAAAGAAGGAACUUGGUAUUGAAGUUAAAGAUGCGAACGAGAACGGAAAAAUACCUCUUAAAAUAACAGAAACUACUGCUGAAAUUGAAGAACUUAGAUGCAGGAUAGAAUCGGAAAAGAAAUCUCGGCAUGAUUUAGAGAAAGAACUGGAAUUGCAGAUUAGCAUGAAAUCCGAAAUGGAAGUAGCUAUGAAGUUAUUAGAGAAGGAUAUACAUGAGAAACAGGAUACUAUAAUAUCUUUAAGGCGACAGCUGGAGGAUAUCAAAUUAAUCAACUUGGAAAUGUACAAAAAGCUGCAGGAGUGUGAGCAUGAGCUGACACAAAAGGGCGAAAUGGUGAGCCGUCUUCACGCGAAGACCAAUCAGAUCGGCAAGAUCCUUAACAACCUCGAGAAGUAUAAUCAUUUGAUGAAGGAUGGCGAAGGUAUAAGAAGCCCCACCACUCCGAGUGGCGUAUCGAAAUCUAUUCUUAAUAAGACUAGCUCCACUAUUCCGAGGGGUUGCCCGCCCGCGGGGAAUCCGACCGCCCGGCCGACGGUCGAUCAUCAACGCUCUCUUGAUGAGCAGCCGGCGACAGCAGCCUCUAAUGACAAAUUCAAACAGAGUCGUUCUACCUCCCAGAUUUCUAUGAAUAGUUCAACGACCGAGCAGGCUGCGAAAGAAUAGAGACAGCCUACCCUUACACGAUUAAUUCCACAGCGGAUCUUGACACUUCGGAUAUCGCGGCUAUUCAGCGCUGCACGCGAGGCGUACAUUUUUUAUACGUACACCCUACAGAGUCGUGCAAAAUUACUUUGCCAGAUUUCCACCUGUGUUUCGCGCGUAGCAUACUGUCGUACACAUUUAUUCAGUGCCACUUUUGAAGAUUAAUCGACGCUAUGUUAACGAAUUUAUGUGUAAUUACUAUGAUGUAACGAAAUGAUUUAGUAUGACUUUUCUGAAGCAUUGGAUCGAGUUGCCGAUGCUUUAAUUCGAUACGGACUGUUAUGUUUAAGACAAUAACUGUUAUAGAAAUUACUACAGUAUUGCAUUAUGAAGUACAUGUAUGUACUUAUAAUUAUAUUCUUCACUGAAAAAAUAAUCAAUCAUAAUUUGUCAAUUAACUAAUUUAGAUUAUUGAUCUCGAAAAAUUUGUCAAUAUGUUUGCAAUACUGAUGUGUGAAGUGAGAAAGGACAAUAUACUCCGUGACAUAAAUUAUUUAUUUAUUACUGUAAUAAGAAACUUAUUAAAAAUUAUAAUGUAAAUUCAAAAUCUAAUAUUUUUGAAAUGAACUUCUUAUUCACCUGUCAUCCUACAAAACUAGAAAUUUAAGAAGUCUGGAGACUCCAUGAUUCAUUGAACAUUUCGUUACAUCGUAUAUUUUCAAAAACAUCACACAUUUCACAUAUGACAAAUUACAAAAGAUUUGAGAAAAUGCAUUAUUUUAUUAAAUCUUGUACUAUCACAUGCCUAAUUAUUACAGAAAUAAUUUUCAACUCAAUAUAAAUACAUCACAUUGCUAUUCCAGGUUGACUUAAAAAUUUGGGCAAGCAUAAUCGUCUCUUUCUCUUUCGCCUGUACUCAAUAAAUAUUUAUUUCAGGAGUGCGAAGGUUCACUUAAGCAUAAGACAGAACUGAUUGCAAAGCUGGAAACUAAAACGCUGUCGAUGAGCGAGAGCAUCCAGAAAAUG
Molecule: messenger RNA, 5513 nt
Organism: Wasmannia auropunctata (little fire ant)
Lineage: Eukaryota; Metazoa; Arthropoda; Insecta; Hymenoptera; Formicidae
Product: protein RUFY3
Exons: 9
Coding region: 2703-4508 (601 amino acids)
Cellular component (GO): cytoplasm
Molecular function (GO): metal ion binding
Source: RefSeq, a predicted model, not a curated record